Annulohypoxylon maeteangense is the source of this 1732-nucleotide messenger RNA. RefSeq names its product kinase-like domain-containing protein. NCBI's taxonomy places the organism in Eukaryota, Fungi, Ascomycota, Sordariomycetes, Xylariales, Hypoxylaceae. The transcript has 2 exons. Bases 125 to 1324 code for a protein of 399 amino acids. The record is from RefSeq and is a predicted model, not a curated record.
CUAUAAUGGAUAUGUUAGUAUUUUGUUUCGUUCCCUUACUAAGAGAAGAUAAAACAUUGAAGGAUACUACUUAGUAGGUAAGCUUAGCAGGAGUUGAGCUUACCUAAACUUCAACACUGUCGUUAUGCUGUCGAACCCACCACUGAUCGAUACACUCAACUGGAACAUAGCCGAUUACAGUUCAUUAAAGGCUCACAUCAAUCCCGUACAAGAUACUAUUCAACGAGUAGACUGGGAUAACAUCUGCCGACUGGCUUCAAGCUUAAAUAAUGGAUUACCUUGCGUGUUUCUCGACAAGACUACUAAUGGGUUAAACAAUCUUGUUCGUUUACUUCAGUUCUCGGACCAGACUCGAUGGAUCGCCCGGAUCAGCUUGCGCAAGUCUACCGGCGACUUAUCCAAGUUGCGUAGCGAGGUAGAUACUAUGCAAUUGAUCAAAGAGCGAUCUGAUCUUCCGGUACCCCGUUUAUUUGCAUAUGAAGUCGACGAGAAAAAUCCUAUCGGUGCCCCUUUCAUCCUGAUGGAAUUCUUGCCUGGGAAUACUGCUAUGGAUUCCGCAGGCGGGUAUGAUGUGCAUAGAGGCCGAAUCCCUUCGGCCUACCGUCAAGGCUUCUAUCGCUCAGUAGCCAAAUGCCACGUGCAAAUGACCGCCUUACGUUUCCCUAAGAUAGGGACCAUCUUUAAAAGGGAAGAUGGUGAAUAUGAUAUUGGCCCAUUUCCAGAUAUCGGCGGGCCGUUCGAUACGGCAACAUCAUUCUUCGAAGCUUGGGCGGAGCACACCAAAUUCCCACUUGGAAAGGAUAAAAUCCUGCUGGGUAUGAGAGGAGGCCCAGCAGAUCAAGUCCUUACAGCCAUCAAGGAGUUCCCUUCUCGAAUUAAGGGAAUGGCCAGCCGAUUAUCGCAUAACGAUCACGGACCCUUCCCACUCUCCCAUGCCGACUUCUUCCAUAGUAAUAUUGUUGUCGAUAAAGAUUUCGAAGUUCUCGGUAUUAUUGAUUGGGAAGGUGCGCACACCUUGCCUUUAGAGCUUAUAACGUUCCCAGAGUUCUUGAAUGCCAUGCCCACCUCGUUCGACUUGCCUGAAAAUUACGACGAAGACGGACAACCGGUAGACGAGGAAGGAAAGGAACGGUGGAAAAGCCGGAAUAACUAUGCGGAGAUGGUCAAAUUAGCAGAAGAUGAGGACAAUGUACUCUCUACCUGCCUUAGCAACGAGAAGGGUUUGGCUCUAGCCUAUUCUUUGACGAGUUAUCAAAAUGGGAAGUUAGGCUUCUAUGAUAAGGUUACAGAUGAGCUAGAUAUGGCAGGGAAAAUCGCGGAUUGAGACUCGACAGUUACGGGCAAGCCAGUAUUAUUCCAUGCGCGUCGCCUUCAAUAUCGGUCUCGGACGGAAAGGCCUUAACUUCAUGAGUCGUAGGCGGCACGAAACUGAAAGUAGCGGUUAUGUCCGCAGCUGGUGAACUCGUCUAGUAGAAUCAGGUAUGCCUACUAGGUAGGUAACUUCCGAUCUCAUAUAUAACAAACUUUGGAGAAUACUUAAUAUGCAGGUGCCUAGGUAGGUACCUAUCUUCAAUCGAUUGUACUAGGUAUGUGCUGCUGAAAACCGCGUUUGGAAGAAGGACAUUUUCAGGCUUGUUAUAGAUAAGAUAACACUGGGCAUGAACCACCCAUGAACUUCGUACAGACAUGCAUGUAUCUAGGUACCUGAGUAGUUUGCGGAAGCAUCAUGCCC